UCCUGAGAGAGAUGCAAUAUGGCUGCCUCCACCCCGAGCCGGUGUUGUUUUCCUGCAGCAACAGCGCUGCUUCUUUUCUUGAGCCGCUGCAGUUUAGCGCUCGGUCAUGGAAUGCAGGAUCAAGCAGAACAAUUUUUUAGAAGUGGACAUACAAACAACUGGGCAGUUCUGGUGUGCACAUCUCGAUUCUGGUUCAACUAUCGCCAUGUGGCCAAUACUCUUUCAGUUUACAGAAGCGUCAAGAGACUUGGCAUUCCUGAUAGUCAUAUAGUCUUAAUGCUAGCAGAUGAUAUGGCCUGCAAUCCGAGAAAUCCAGCUCCAGCCACUGUGUUUAGUCACAAAAACAUGGAACUGAAUGUCUAUGGAGAUGAUGUGGAAGUGGAUUACAGAAAUUAUGAGGUUACUGUGGAAAAUUUUUUGAGAGUGUUAACGGGCCGAAUCCCAGCAAGUGCACCUCGCUCCAAACGUUUGCUUUCUGAUGACAGAAGCAAUAUUCUCAUAUACAUGACAGGUCAUGGUGGGAAUGGUUUCUUGAAAUUUCAAGAUUCUGAAGAAAUCACAAAUGUAGAACUCGCUGAUGCCUUUGAACAAAUGUGGCAGAAAAGGAGGUACAAUGAAUUGCUGUUUAUCAUUGAUACAUGCCAAGGAGCAUCCAUGUACGAACGGUUUUAUUCUCCAAAUAUAAUGGCUUUGGCUAGCAGCCAAGUUGGAGAAGAUUCACUUUCUCAUCAACCAGAUCUUGGCAUUGGAGUCCAUUUGAUGGAUAGAUACACAUUUUACGUCUUGGAAUUUUUAGAAGAAAUUAAUCCAGCUAGCCAGACCAAUAUGAAUGACCUGUUUCAGGUGUGCCCUAAAAGUUUAUGUGUGUCAACACCUGGACACCGGACAGAUCUCUUUCAGAGAAAUCCUGAUAAUGUCUUGAUAACUGAUUUUUUUGGAAGUGUACGGAAAGUGGAGAUUACAACUGAGACAGUUUCUCUGGAUCCUAAUUUAGCACCUGCAGAGACAAGGCCUGCUACGGAUGAAGUAGCAACGGAACCUUUAAAAUAUGCAGAACAACUUCCAGUAGCACGAAUAAUACACCAGAAACCAAAACAAAAGGACUGGCAUCCUCCCGGAGGCUUUAUUUUAGGACUGUGGGCUCUGAUUAUCAUGGUCUUCUUUAAAACCUAUGGAAUCAAGCACAUGAAGCACAUCUUUUAGAACUUCAAAACAACCACGUUUGCACUGUGAAUGCCUCCAUACCAGAAUAUAUUUGAACGGAUAAAGUGCUGAACUUGUCUGCUUGGAAUAUUUUGUCAUGUUAUGCUCCGUUUCUUAAAAUGAGCUUUAAUUUUUUUUAAAAAACUUAUUUUUUCACCUUUAAAACAGCUGUUGAACAUUGGUUCAGAAUACAAUGUAAUUUCGUAAAAGGGCUGAGGUUAUCGACUUGGAGCUUUCCACCUGCAAGACUCCACUGGAAAAACAAAUCACUGUUGUGUACAAACAAGGCCUCUGAAAGGACACAGACAUGAUUUCAGUUAAGAAACCUCUUUCCUUCAAGGUCACUGCAACUUGGUGUACGAUAUAAGGAAGCAUCACGGAUGCUACCAUGAAAACAGAUUCUAAGUAUAUUGUUAAAAGUGGCAAUGCUGCUGAUAUCUUGGAGAAACCCUGAAUCGGAAGUGUUCCUUGUCUUUGUCGCAUCAGGAAUGACACCGUUUAUCAUUUUCAUUAUGUAGAGCAGCAGAUGAGUAGCCUUUAUUUUUAUAAUAGGCAAGAAUCUCUGUUAUAGAAAAGAAUGAUUGGGUCAAACAGUGGGAGGAAACAGAUGAAUGCAGAGGAAACUCUAGACUUUUUAUUUAAAUGUUUUAAAAUCAAUAAACAUCUUCUGAGCUGUACUGAAAAA
Candoia aspera is the source of this 1888-nucleotide messenger RNA. It is a transcript of the gene PIGK, whose product is annotated as phosphatidylinositol glycan anchor biosynthesis class K. Bases 19 to 1203 code for a protein of 394 amino acids. Gene Ontology annotation, molecular function: GPI-anchor transamidase activity. Gene Ontology annotation, biological process: attachment of GPI anchor to protein; proteolysis. The record is from RefSeq and is a predicted model, not a curated record. The transcript has 11 exons. Gene Ontology annotation, cellular component: GPI-anchor transamidase complex. Lineage: Eukaryota; Metazoa; Chordata; Lepidosauria; Squamata; Candoiidae.